Ictalurus punctatus (channel catfish) is the source of this 6045-nucleotide messenger RNA. It is a transcript of the gene rps6ka5, whose product is annotated as ribosomal protein S6 kinase, polypeptide 5. Gene Ontology annotation, biological process: regulation of DNA-templated transcription; protein phosphorylation; intracellular signal transduction. The transcript has 17 exons. Gene Ontology annotation, molecular function: ATP binding; magnesium ion binding; protein serine/threonine kinase activity. The record is from RefSeq and is a predicted model, not a curated record. Bases 471 to 2855 code for a protein of 794 amino acids. Lineage: Eukaryota; Metazoa; Chordata; Actinopteri; Siluriformes; Ictaluridae.
GGCGGCGGGUUAUGAUGGUGGUGAUGGUGUUGUUACACAGCAGUCGGGUUUCUGAGGGUUUUCAGUUGCUAAAGUAGCUUUCAGGGCUCUCAUGGAAAACCGACUACGCUGGAUGUAAUCAGUCGCGUUUGUAGCUGAUCACACUAGGCUUGAAGUGAGCUGCUUCAGGAAGGUGUUACUGUGGAGGAUUUCGCUUAUCUACUUGAACGGGCGUUUCUUUAACGUAGGGGAAGGGGGUUUGGUCUAUGCGUGUAGAGUGUGUUUAUUAUUUAUAUGACCAGCUAGUCUGCUGCAGUAGUAACACUGUGCUUGCAGUUUCCCUGUCUGCCUGUCUGUUACCUGUAAGUAUGUAGUACACGACGUUUCCGCGUCAUGUCCUGCUUAUUUUAAACACUGCUUAUGGAUUAGUGUAACUCGGGGACAGAUUGAGCAGCUGCGCUUUCGCCACUACCACUCUGAGAGAAAAAAAAAUGCCGUCUUCGGAGGAAGGUUUAUCCGGAGGUGACGUGGUUACUGUAAAACAUGAGCUAAAAAACGCAAACCUGACGGGUCAUGUGGAACGUGUAGGCAUUGAGAAUUUCGAGCUGCUGAAGGUUCUGGGUACAGGAGCGUACGGAAAAGUGUUCUUGGUGCGCAAAGUGAGCGGACACGACUCAGACAAGCUGUACGCCAUGAAGGUGCUGAAAAAGGCCACCAUCGUGCAGAAGGCGAAGACAGCCGAGCACACACGUACAGAGAGGCAGGUGCUGGAGCAUAUCAGACAGUCUCCGUUCCUUGUGACCCUGCACUAUGCCUUCCAGACAGACACCAAGCUUCACCUCAUUUUAGACUAUGUGAAUGGGGGAGAGCUCUUCACACACUUGGUGCAAAGGGUCCAUUUCAAAGAGCAAGAGGUCGCUUUGUACAGUGGAGAGAUCGUACUGGCACUGGAACACUUACAUCAGCUAGGGGUUGUCUACAGAGACCUAAAACUGGAGAACAUUCUUCUGGACUCAAUUGGUCACAUUGUCCUGACAGACUUUGGACUUAGCAAGGAAUUUGAUGAGCUAGAGAGGGCUUACUCCGUGUGUGGCACAAUUGAAUACAUGGCCCCUGAGAUUGUAGAAGGUGGAGAAUCUGGACAUGACAAGGCAGUGGACUGGUGGAGUCUUGGGGUGCUGAUGUAUGAGCUCAUGACUGGUGGCUCUCCUUUCACUGUGGAUGGUGAUGAGAACUCCCACUCCGAUAUAGCUAAGAGAAUUCUGAAGAAGGAUCCUCCAUACCCCAAGGACAUGGGGCCCUUGGCCAAAGACAUCAUUCAGCGACUCCUCAUUAAGGACCCAAAGAAAAGGCUAGGCUCUGGGCUCUCAGGGGCUCAGGAUGUAAAGAGCCACCCUUUUUACCAGAAAAUAAACUGGGAGGAUCUGGCUGCCAAGAAAGUGCCAGCUCCCUUUAAGCCAGUCAUCCGGGAUGAACUAGACGUGAGUAACUUUGCGGAAGAGUUCACGGAGAUGGAUCCUACUUACUCCCCUGCCGCACUGCCUCAGAACUGCGACCGCAUUUUCCAGGGAUACUCCUUCAUAGCUCCCUCUAUCCUGUUCAAGAGGAAUGUGGUGAUGGAUGACCCAGUUCAGCUGUGCGGUGAAGUGGAGAGGCCUGUACCUGCUGCAGUUGCACGCAGUGCCAUGAUGAAGGACUCCCCUUUCUACGCAAACUAUGAGAUGGACCUGAAGGAGACAGCACUUGGGGAGGGAAGCUUCUCUAUCUGCAGGCAGUGCACACACAAGAAGAGUGGGCAGAAAUACGCAGUAAAGAUUGUCAGUAAAAGAAUGGAGGCACAGACGCAGAAAGAGAUAGCUGCUCUCAAGCUAUGUGAGGGACACCCCAACAUAGUCAAGCUUCAUGAGAUUUACCAUGAUCAGCUGCAUACGUAUCUGGUUCUAGAGCUGCUGCGUGGUGGAGAGCUCCUGGAGCGGAUCCGGAGGAAGCAGCACUUCAGUGAGACAGAGGCAAGCCGCAUCAUGCGGAGGCUGGUGUCCGCUGUGAGCCACAUGCACGAUGUAGGUGUGGUGCAUCGGGACCUUAAACCAGAGAACCUGCUCUUCACUGAUGAAAGUGAGAGUUCAGAAAUAAAAGUAAUCGACUUUGGCUUUGCUCGGCUCAAGCCUCCUGACAACCAGCUUCUGAAGACACCCUGCUUCACCCUACAGUACGCCGCCCCUGAGAUCCUCAAAUACGGCGGUUAUGAUGAGUCUUGUGACCUCUGGAGUCUGGGGGUCAUACUGUACACCAUGCUAUCUGGCCAGGUGCCAUUUCAGUGUCAGGAGAAGGGCCUAACACACACGAGUGCAGAGGAGAUCAUGAAGAAGAUCAAACAAGGAGACUUCUCUUUCCAGGGCGAAGCUUGGAGGAAUGUGUCACAGCAGGCCAAGGAGCUCAUUCAAGAGCUCCUGACAGUAGACCCUAACAAGAGGAUAAAGAUGUGUGAGCUGCGCUAUAACAUGUGGCUGCAGGACGACAGCCAGCUCUCGUCCAACCCCCUCAUGACGCCUGACAUUCUGGGCCUGUCUACCGCCUCUGUAAACACCUGUGUAAAAGCCACCUUCAAUGCCUUCAACAAGUGUAAGCGGGAGGGUUUCCGACUGCAGACGGUGGAUAAGGCUCCUCUAGCCAAGCGCAGGAAGAUGAAAAAGACCAGCACAAGCACAGAGACACGCAGCAGCUCCAGUGAGAGCACCCACUCAUCCUCGUCUUCCUCCCAGUCUCAGGAGAAGACUCCUCUUCAGCUGUCUGUCAGCACGCCCCUCACACAGGGCCCUGAUGACGAUGAGCCCUCUCAGAGCGAACCACAGUCUGCUUUCAGCUUCUCAGAGUGAGCUGUCUCGUCCUCUCUGUGCGUGUUCCUCUAUAUUAGCUGGGUCUCCCUUUAUCACAAAUGCAGAGCAUGCAAGCAGGAGCGCCAGAGCUGAAAUCACCCAAGCCCUUCACUAGCAAUAGAUGUGUGGUGCAGGGUAGUACUGUGUGGGGGGGUGUUUGAGAAAAAAGGCCUGAUCCCUUUAUGAUCCACUGAUUUCUGGACUGGUCCAGACUUAAUUCCGCACUCCUGAUCCAAGUGGCCAUGGAUCCGCAUCUGCUGUAUGUCACGUACACACAUAAGCUGAGUGUCACUCAGAGAAGCAUGACAUCAUGCUCUAACCGGAACGAAUGCUCCAGUAACUGCGCUGUCUCACCCCUUUAGGCUAAAAAAAAAUGGAAGAAAGGGAUAUUUUCUUUAUUCAAAAAAAAAGAUAAGAUUUAUUAUUUAUGUGUUAAAUUAUUCUCAUGGCCCUAUGGUCAAGUCUGUUAUCUUUGGUGAAUGUCUUUGUAAAUUGAGUUGUUAAGCGUGUUGUCUCUGUCUAGAUUGGGUCAGAAGUAUGUGAUCCAGGACUUGUUUGAUUUUGUGCAGGCUUCUUCCGAUCUGAGUUUCAUGAUGAAGUAGCAGAGAUUUGUUUGCUUGUAUUCAGACAAAUCUUUUUUCUUUCUUCUUUAAAAAAAAAAAGUUGUCAAGGAAGAACAUCUAACACAGUGUUCCAAAUUUCUUAUUUUAUGCAAGUAAAUGGGUUAUUUUGGGAGUAAAAAGGAUUAUUUUACUGUAUAUGUGAACGUAUAUGUUAAAAAUCUAACAAAGAUCCUAACACAUAGUGCUAAGAAACUGCAAUCAAACAAAUUACAGUAGUGAUGGAUUUAUUCUGAGAGAGUUUUUAUCUGAUAGCCAGGUUAAAGCAGAUGUUUAUAUAAAAUGUUUUAUGCUCCACAUAUUUAACUAAAGAACAGAAUGAUGCUUCUGCAUCCCUAUAAAUAUAUUGUUUAUGUCCUAAUUUGUACGUAAUGACAAAUUAGUAAAGUAGAUCCCUAAGUAGUAAGCAGAACAAAUGGUAGCAGCAGGGAGUGUAUGCGUCAAGGUAUAUAGGCCCGGUUGCCUCAUAAUAUUAUGUCUUUGUACAGAAGGCCGAACAUUUCUCUGUACUUUCUGUGCUCGAUGUGGUGAAUUAGCCAAGUUUGGCAUUUCCGGUUAUAAUAGAUUUCAUUGUUGAAGGCACAUGAGCAUAUCAUGAGGUUAAAGGACCGUCCUUAUAAAAAUGCUCGAUGUAAUAGCAUUCUCUGUUGUACUAUUGGAAGACUUUCUACUGAUAAGACUCAACGUUGCAGUUGACCUGCUAUGCAAAAAUAGCUGCAUUUCAUUCUUUAGCAUGACUUUUGUGUAUAGGACCAUUAUGCAUUAUAAACAAGUGAGCAAAAAAAAAAAAACACAACCAAAACAUCAUGCCUCUUUAAAGCCAACUAGCCUGUGUAUUAAACAGUCUCCUUCAGUAGGAGAUCACAUAUCCUUUACCUCUUUACCUUUACAUUGAAACAAGUGGUAACAUCCACAAACUGAAUCACUGAGGGCUUGUAUAGAGUGUAUAGAAGACACACAAACAUGCAUGCAGAUACAAUGGUGCUCCUGCUUCUGCCUACGUGACAGAGCAACAGAUGAGCAAUAAGAGCAUCCUGAGCUCAGCUCACUUUCCAGUAUCAAAGGCCUGCACGUGGCUUUUUUCCAUCUCCACUUUGUGCCAAACCCCCGCAGCUCCCUCAAAUCCUGCUCUGCUCUUUUUGUUUUGGUAUAAUAAUAGAACAGGAAAGAGAAUACGUGUAUGUGUCCUAUAUUGAACUCCACUUGGGCGGGUGGAGGCCUUAGUAGUUGCUUUACUGUAGUGCUGUUUGUCCUCUGGGAGAUUAAGCAUGCCAGUUCAGAGUCCUAGUACAAGGGCAGUGAGACAGGUGCAUGGGAACACACAGAGAGGAAAAAACAGGGUCAGCGCUUUACAGCAUUAGGAAGAGGCUGAGAAUUUGGCUUUGAUGAAUAUGUGCCAGAGCUAUUCAGACUCCGAGGCAAAAGACCUAUGCUUCUGAUACGGGCAGAUAGGUCAGCACUCUCUUCUAUCGUUUCAUUGAUCUCUAAAGCAGUUGUGUUUUGCGUCAGCCAAUGCCAGCAGCAGAUUUUCAGAGUUCUAAAGAGCUCUCUGGUCUGGCUGGCUGAAUGAGGGUUUCAUGUAUAUUCUAGAGAGUAUCUUUUACCAUUUUCUGAGGUAGAGAGAACACAUAUCGUAACAGCAUGCUCUUGAAAAGAGCCCAUUCCUUUGAUCUGAGCACUCCUUCAUCACAAGUUAUUGUUGGCCUACUUUAAUGCUCUCUGAAGCUGGUUAAUUGUGUGGCCCUUUUUUCCUGGUAUCGUAGCAGAGGGACCAGUGUGAGUACAUAUCUCUCUGUGCCGCCAGCGGUCAGACAGUUGGGAUCACUCUUUCAUCUGCUCACGGAGGUGGAGCAAUUCUCCAUGAUGAUUUGAGCUUCGACAUGUCCCUUAUGAAUGCUGUCUCUUACGUCAUAGGCUAUGUAACCUGAGAGGAAGGUGGCUAUAGAUCACCUGUUUUGUGUUUCUAAUGUUUAAUAAUUGGGGCUUGUUUUGUAAUGUUGUGUUCAGUAGAAGAAUGUUGUUGUUGUUUAAAAAAGAAGUCAGAUUUUAUGGUCGUUUUGUAUGAAUUGUCAUUUUUAGAACUGGUUGGGGAGCAGGAACUUACCUCUCAUAGUCCUAAACAGGACAUUUAACUUUGACCUUUCAGCAUCGUACAAUUUUGUCCAAUUGAGCAACAUUUUUAAGCAAGAAUCCUGACUGGUGAAAAAUAAAUGUGACAAAGAGGAGCUUUUAACAUUAACAUUACCAACACCAGCUCACUGUGUUGUGGCAGGCAGUCUCUGACACCUGAACUUUUGCAUCUUGAAAUAAUCCUCAGUUUUCUCUAAUAUUGGAACAUGCUGUUGCUCUAGAUGUGCGAGUAUCAGUCCUUAAUAUGAAAGUAAAAAAUAUUCAUAGAUUUUCAUAGUAUGUCUUUUAUCCAUUGAUUUUUUUUUUUUGCCAAAGCUUUGAUCUGUAGCAGUGAAGCUCAAAGCAAAUCCUCAGCUUCAACAAAAGCUUUACAUUUCUUUGUACCUUUCCAAACCAUUGUUCACCAUCAGUGAAGCUAUAUAUAUAUAUAUAUAUAUAUA